Molecule: messenger RNA, 2021 nt
Organism: Schistosoma bovis
Lineage: Eukaryota; Metazoa; Platyhelminthes; Trematoda; Strigeidida; Schistosomatidae
Source: the annotation of a GenBank genome assembly
AUGACUGCGAAAGAAACUCUGGAUGAAGUAGAUUGGGAAACAACUCAUAACUGUAUUCACAAAUUAUUAUGUGGUGUUCAUUCAACUGAAGAGAUUAAACAUUCCAUCGAAAAUCUAUUCAACAAGUUUUUACUUUCGAAAUCUGACAAUUCAAUUUAUGGAUUCUUCCAAAGAGAGUAUUUUACUUUUAUGGAAUUACAUCCAUAUAGACGAUAUUGCAUUAUACAAUUUAUUCUUUUAUUAGAUCUAAAUUACAUUUCCGAACGUCUUUUAGUCGUUUUGUCCAAUAAUGAUCUGGAUCAUGUCAAUUGGUCUCAUAUUCUUCAAUUGAUAUCUGUUAUGAUUACAUGUAUUAAAGGAGGUGUGUCCACUGUUAAAUUUAUAAUUCAUCAACUUCUAUUGUCAUUAUUCAAUUCAAAUAUGAAUUAUAUCAACAAUGAUAAUGUUGAUUUAGAUUGUUUACAUUUAUUAGAUGAUGUAUUUAUUCAUAAAAGUCAAUUGAAUGUUUUAACAUCAAUUAAACAUGAUAAACAAUUAUUGAUAGGAGUUUUAUUAAUUGCACGUCAAUUAUGCUCAGAAGAUAAUCGAUUGACUGGGAUAAAUUAUAAACAAUGGUGGAUGGAAACAUUUUGUAAUCCAUUACUAUCAACACAUAAUAAUAAUAGUAAUAAUAAUACACAGAAUGUACUUUCAUCACGUUGUGCUGUAGUUUAUUUUUGUGAUUUACUCAUUGAACUAUUACCUUGGGAAACCGAUCCAAAAUUUCUACAAAUUCAAGUCAACACUCGACCUAAUUGGUUUAAUCUUGUAAAAAGAUCAAUGAAUAAUAAUCGAAUCAAAAUUCAUACUGAUAAAAUUCGUGUAAAACCGACUGAAUUAAUUGUGUCAUUCAAUGAAGAUGAGUUAAUAAUCCCGAUUGAUUUGGAAUGUACAAAUAUGAUAACUGAUAGUAAUAAUCAUAAUCAUAAUACCUACAUAGAAUCUUGUAUAAAUCGAUGGAAUGAUUAUUGUGAAAUUGCACAAGGACGGUUAGCUGAAUUAAGGGAACACUGUUGUGCAACAAAAAUGGUCAUAACGGAUAAAAAAAUCUCUGAUUGUUCAGAUGCUUAUACUACUCCAGGAUGGAGUGAUGUUCUAAAUUGGCUAAAUGAAAUCGCGACACAACGUACUGUUGAUUAUUGUAGUGGUGAUAUUUCUAAAUGUCGAUUACCGUCCGAAUGGAAUGAAGUAAAUCUGUUUCGUCCACGUUGGCUUCGAUCUACACUGAUUCCAGCUUUAUUAAAUGCACCUGAAAUAGAACAUUUAUCAGCUGAGUUAAAAUUUGCACGUGAACAAUUAUUACAGGGGAUACGGUCAGCUGGUUUAUCACAUUUAUUGAAUCAUACAGAAGAAAAAACCUCUACCACAAAGACGAUUACGAAAGCAACAACAACAACGAAGAGGAAGAAGAAACGACCAACGUGUACUCCAUAACGAUCUUCAACAUCUAAACAAUACAGAAUUUCUACUUAAAGCGAAUUCUACAAUGAAAGAAAUAAAAAUUAAUAGCCGUACAAUUAAUACUUAAAACGAACUAGAUAAAAAAGCUGAAAAGAUUGAGAGAGGAUAUGUAAAAAUACAAUAACUGAUAACUUUAUUAUUCUUAUUCUUAUUAUCAUCACAAUAAUAAAUAGAACAGAUACAAUAAAUGAACAAAUUUACGCUGAAUGAACCUUGCUAUGAACUCACUAAACUGACAAUGUUUAGUAGCUUGUUAUAACUGAGAGUAUUAAGUGACUGUGUUUACUUCAACAAUAAGAGUUAUACUGUAAAGGAAAGUAAAAUAUGUCAAUGAGAUCGUUUAUUGUGAGUAUAAAGUUGUGGAGGUUGUUGAAUUUCAUUAAGUUCACGAACCAAUCAGAGUGAGACAAUCAUUGGAGCUCCUCAGCAAUGCACAUCCACUAAUCUUCAAAGAAGUCAUACAUUGAGAUGGUGGAGAUUUGUAGCUUAGGUGGAUGAUUUUGAUGGAGUUUUGUUCUCUG